Cutaneotrichosporon cavernicola is the source of this 1002-nucleotide messenger RNA. RefSeq lists its product as uncharacterized. The transcript is spliced from 4 exons. The coding region runs from base 1 to 1002 and encodes 333 amino acids. Gene Ontology annotation, molecular function: catalytic activity. The record is from RefSeq and is a predicted model, not a curated record. NCBI's taxonomy places the organism in Eukaryota, Fungi, Basidiomycota, Tremellomycetes, Trichosporonales, Trichosporonaceae.
AUGAUCGUCAAGGCUGCGGCAGUCCAGGCGUCCCCCGUGCAAUUUGACCUCCCCAAGUCGAUCGACAAGGUCGCCCGCCUCGUCGCCGAAGCGGCUGGUAAUGGUGCACAACUGAUCGUACUGCCCGAGGCCUUCCUCAGCGCCUAUCCCCGUCACUUUACCUUUUCGGUCGGGUACCGUACCGAGUCCAACCGCGAGUGGUACAAGAAAUACGUCGAGUCGGCCGUCAAGGUGCCCGAGGACGCACUCACCCAUGACUGGGCCGCCACUGCGCCCGAACAGGCGGUAGGCGAUGACUUUUGGGCGUUUGCCCGCCUUUGCGCAAUCGCAAAGGAACACAACGUCUAUCUCAGCGUGGGGAUUAUCGAGCGUAGUCUCAUCGGCAGCACUGUGUGGUGCUGUAACCUCGUCUUUGGACCGGAUGGUCGCCUGUUAAGCAAACACCGCAAACUCAAGCCGACCGGAGCCGAGCGCAUGAUCUGGCACGAGGGCGAGGACCUCAAUCCGGCCCGCGACGCCGACGGCGCCGUGGUUCAAGGAACAGACAACAUGCCAGUCGUAUCGACGCAAAUUGGUCGUAUUGGCUCGAUGAUCUGUUGGGAGAAUUAUAUGCCUCUCGCCCGGUAUGUGUUGUACAAGAAGGGGGUCGAGUUGUAUCUCGCCCCGACAGCCGAUGGGCGCACGACUUGGUUGCCGUCCAUGCAACAUGUCGCACAGGAGGGCCGGUGCUUCGUCAUCACCGCAAACCAGUAUCAGGAAGCAAGUGAUUUCCCAGCCGAUUAUCCCGCCCCGCCGAAUGCAGACAAGGUGUGGUGUGGUGGUGGAAGCGCGAUUGUCGACCCGCUCGGUAACGUCCUUGCCGGACCAUUAUGGGGCGAGGAGGGCAUCGUGUAUGCCGACCUGGAUAUGGGCAGCAUCCACGCGACAAAGGUCGACUUUGACCCGGUUGGACACUACUCGCGCGAGCCGCUGCUCAAGAAGAUGCUGCAGGAGAUGUGGUAG